GCCCCCCUCAGUGUACGUGGUGGGUGUGCACAUUAAAUUAUAUUUAAGCGCUCACAUUUUGCAUCAGACAGAGAUUUUCUGCAGCUCCAUUAACUGGCAGCAUGGCGAAUGAGAAAGAGGCACCUCUGGGCUCCAUCGAGAACCCGAUCAAGUUCCAGGACCAGGACUACAAGACUCUCCUGGAGGAGUGUCUGAAGUCCGGUGUGCUGUUCUCUGAUCCCAUCUUCCUUGCCGAGCAGAAGUCCAUCGGUAUGCCCGAAGAUCCGGAUCCCAAAAAGGCAAUCACAUGGAAACGACCCAAGGCAAUCAGUGAGAACGCUGUAUUUGUGGAGGGAACGACUGGAACCACGGAUAUCUGUCAGGGCCAACUAGGUAACUGCUGGCUGCUGGCCGCCCUGUCAUGUCUCACCAUGCACCCCACACAGUUUGUGAAGGUGGUGCCACCCGACCAAAGCCUGGAUGAGCCUUAUGCAGGCAUCUUCCAUUUUAGGUUCUGGCAGUAUGGUGAGUGGGUGGAGGUGGUUGUGGAUGACAGGCUGCCAGUACGCGAAGGCCGUCUGCUCUUCAGCUACUCUCACACCCGCAAUGAGUUUUGGAGCGCCCUGGUGGAGAAGGCCUAUGCCAAGUUAGUGGGAUCCUACGGGAGCCUGAAGGGAGGCAACAUCUCAGAGGGGAUGGAGGAUUUCACAGGCGGCAUCGCUUACUCGCUGCCUGUCUCGUCCCGCACCCCUCGAGUCCUCUGGAGGUCUCUGACAGCUGCUCUGUCCCGAGGCAGCCUCCUCAGCUGCUUCAUCCAGGCCACCAACUACCGCGAGGUUGGUCAGGUGACAGGGGACGGGCUGGUGAAGGGCCACGCGUACGCCAUCACCGAUGCCGACAAGGUGACGAAAGCCUCGGAGGAGGUCCUGCUGCUGAGGCUGAGGAACCCCUGGGGUUUCAUCGAGUACCGCGGCCCCUGGAGUGACAAAGGUAAAGAGUGGGACGACGUGGAGCAGUCGGAGAAGGAACGGAUCGAGCUGAAAUCGACGGAGGACGGAGAGUUCUGGAUCAGCGCCGACGACUUCAGCGCCCUCUUCAACGUGGUAGAGCUCUGCAGUGUGAAUCCCGACUCUCUCGAGGAGGAAAACACACCUGCCGCCACGUCCACCUGGACCAUCAGUGAGCAUGAAGGGUCCUGGAUCCCCGGGAGCUCUGCUGGAGGCAGCCGCAAAUACAACAAAUCGUUCUGGAAGAAUCCGCAGUUCCAGCUGAUCCUGAACGAGAAGGACCAGACGGAGGAGGAGGACGAGGAGGAGGACGAGGACGAGGAUGACGACGAGGAGGAUCCUGAGAUUACCCCAGAGGAGAGGAAGAGAAUAGAGAAAAAGAAGCAGAAAUCCAAGCAGUGCACCGUGCUGGUGGAGCUGCUGCAGAAAAACCGCAGGCAGAAGGAUAAAAUCCACUUCCUCUACAUGGGUUUCCACGUCUACAAGGUUCCUCCUGAGUCGGAGGGAGUUUGUUUGACUCGCAACUUCUUUAUGAAGAAUCGCCCCGUGGGUCGUUCUGGAAAAUACAAGGCUCAGAGGGGUGUGUGGAGGAAGCUCCGUCUGGACCCGGGCAACUACAUCAUCGUGGCUUCCACGUAUCGACCAAACCAGCCUGGAGAGUUCUUUGUUCGCAUUUUCUCCAAGACUGGAAACACUCUGGGGACUCAAGACUUCACCUGCACCUCUGACUUCCUCCCAGUUAUGUCGGCUCCUGCAUCCAUAGAGGAUCAAGUGAGAGUUCAGAAGACUUUUGCCGUCGAGGCUGGACCAGAUAACAGACUGAGAGCCAAAGACCUCAUGGAGCUGUUCAACUCAGUUCUUGACAGAGAUUACCAUCUGCCACUGGAGACGUGCAGACAGCUCAUCUUCGGAGAGGACACUAAAGGGCGCUCCACUCUGAGCCGUGAGCAGGCAGAAGCCCUGCUGGCCAAUCUGCGCAAUCUGCAGUCCAUCUUCUUUGAGUUUGACGAGGACUCGUCCGGGACAAUGAGCCCCUUUGAACUCAGCACAGCUCUGGAAGCCGUUGGAAUGCAGUGUGACAUCAAGGUGGUUCAGCUGCUGUCUGCGAGGUUUGCAUCUGGAGAACUUCAGCUGCCCUUCCAUGGCUUUGUGUCGUGUUUCACCAGGCUGCGCACGCUUUUUGCUCUGUACGAAUCAGAGACCAGCCAGGAGGUGAAGGACAGAGGCAUCAACUCUUGGCUGCUGCAGUUCCUGACACUGUGAAGAUGUUUCCUGAAAAGCGUCUCCACCGGGAACCAAAGAGCCACAGUAUAAACACAUAAUCUCUACUUUACUCUAAAACUCUUCUAUGAAUUCAUUCAAAGACCGUGCUGUGGCCCUCAUUAAUUUCUGCUUUAAUGUGCCAAUAUUAAUCUCAUACCACUCUGGAGUAAUGCUAUUAAAAUACUCUAAUAAAAUCAGCUUUGUAGUUA
This is a messenger RNA of Mugil cephalus (flathead mullet), 2458 nucleotides long. RefSeq names its product calpain 12 (gene capn12). The coding region runs from base 102 to 2249 and encodes 715 amino acids. Gene Ontology annotation, molecular function: calcium-dependent cysteine-type endopeptidase activity; calcium ion binding. Gene Ontology annotation, biological process: proteolysis; negative regulation of apoptotic process. Gene Ontology annotation, cellular component: cytoplasm. The transcript has 22 exons. The record is from RefSeq and is a predicted model, not a curated record. Lineage: Eukaryota; Metazoa; Chordata; Actinopteri; Mugiliformes; Mugilidae.